Molecule: messenger RNA, 2195 nt
Organism: Opisthocomus hoazin
Lineage: Eukaryota; Metazoa; Chordata; Aves; Opisthocomiformes; Opisthocomidae
Source: RefSeq, a predicted model, not a curated record
AUGCUCAUAGAGCUGCCAAGCAGAGAGUGGACAUGUACCUACUCGGAGAGACUUGCCCCGCUCCGAGCAAAGCAAGGACGGGGGUACGACGCGUGUCAGUGCGCAGUGUGUUCACACCUACCCGCGGGCACAACCGCUGUCCGUGCACGAGGGCUGGGCACGCCAGUUGAGGACCGCACCACCGCUGCUGUGCUGGCUUCGUGGUUUCCUCUACCUCUAGCUGUUGGAGGAGAGAUAUACCUUCAGAAGCUAAGUUUACAGAACACAUUGCAUGUGGUCAGACGUUGUUUAAACCUCUGUUUUCUUACAGUAAAUUGCUUGGAUCAACAUGUUGAAAAGUCUCCGAACAGAGUUGCUUUGAUUUGGGAGAGAGACGAGCCUGGCACCGCAGUGCAUAUCACGUACAGGGAACUUCUGGAUCUGACUUGCCGUCUUGCCAACACCUUGAAGAAAUAUGGGAUACAGAAAGGGGACAAGGUGGCCAUCUAUAUGUCCGUGUCUCCCUUGUCUUUGGCAGCCAUGCUGGCUUGUGCCAGGAUUGGUGCUGUUCACACUGUGGUCUUCGCUGGAUUCAGCGCGGAAUCCUUAGCUGGGAGGAUCAUCGACUCUGGAUGCAAAGCAGUUAUCACCUACAACCAGGGAGUCAGGGGAGGCCGAACUGUAGAGCUGAAAUCGACUGUGGAUGAAGCUGUGAAGAACUGUCCAAGCAUCAAACACGUCUUUGUGGCUCAGAGGACAGAUAACAAAGUCCAGAUGGGCGACCGUGAUAUUCCCCUCGAGGAAGAGAUGGCCAAGGCAGCUUCUGUAUGCACUCCAGAGAGCAUGGACAGCGAAGAUACCCUUUUCAUGCUGUAUACUUCGGGGAGCACUGGGAAACCCAAAGGAAUCGUUCACACCCAGGCUGGAUACCUGCUGUAUGCUGCAGUCACGCACAAGUAUGUAUUUGACUACCAGCAAGGCGAUGUUUUUGGCUGUGUGGCUGACAUUGGCUGGAUCACGGGACAUAGCUAUGUUGUGUAUGGACCACUCUGCAAUGGAGCCACCUCUGUCCUGUUUGAAAGCACUCCAGUGUACCCCGAUCCAGGUCGUUACUGGGAAGUGGUACAAAGGUUGAAAAUUAAUCAGUUUUAUGGAGCACCUACAGCUAUACGCUUGCUGCUGAAUUAUGGAGAAGAGUGGGUGAAGAAAUAUGACCGAUCUUCCUUGAAAACCUUGGGAUCAGUGGGAGAGCCCAUCAACCACGAAGCUUGGCAGUGGUUCUACCAUGUGGUGGGAGAAGGGCGCUGCACUCUCGUGGACACGUGGUGGCAGACAGAAACUGGUGGUAUCUGCAUUGCCCCACGGCCUUCAGAGGAGAAAGCUGAGAUUGUUCCGGCUAUGGCGAUGAGACCCUUCUUUGGGAUUGUGCCUGUGCUGAUGGAUGAGGAUGGAAAGGUUAUAGAAGGCAAUGAUGUGUCCGGUGCACUCUGCAUUGCCCAGCCAUGGCCUGGCAUGGCAAGAACAAUCUAUGGAGAUCACCAGCGAUUUGUUGAUGACUAUUUCAAAGCCUACCCAGGUUACUACUUCACAGGGGAUGGUGCUUACAGGACCAAGAAAGGCUAUUACCAGAUAACGGGCCGCAUGGAUGAUGUCAUUAACAUCAGUGGACACAGGCUCGGGACGGCAGAGAUAGAAGAUGCAAUGGCUGAUCACCCUGAGGUCCCUGAGACAGCUGUGAUUGGGUAUCCACACAAGAUCAAAGGAGAAGGUGCCUUUGCUUUCAUAGUGUUAAGGGAGCAGACAGCUCAUACAGACCGUGUCAAAGAAGAGCUCAAAACCAUAGUGGCUUCCAAGAUAGCAAAAUAUGCUGUUCCUGACCACAUUCUGGUGGUGAAACGUCUUCCUAAAACCCGAUCGGGGAAGAUCAUGAGAAGGCUGCUGAGGAAAGUAGUCACAGAACAAUCAAGCAACAUGGGAGAUGUCACAACACUUGAUGAUCCAGGUGUUGUCAAGGAGAUAUUGGAUGCCUACCAGAAAUACAAGGAGAAGAGUUCCGCGUAACAGGCAGCUCUGGAAUCUCUCCCCUCUGGAAAUGUGGAAGGUCUCAAAUAACCAGGCAAAUGACACAGUUCUCUCUUGGUGUUUUUUAUAAAAACUCUUUUCCCUUCUAGGGGAACAAGAUUUUCUGCUCCACAAUGUAUUUUGAGAUGCACAGA